GUCAGUGGGCGGGCCGGGCUUUGGAUUCGCGCGCCGGUCCUGGCUAGUCUGGGUGUGGGCGGCUUUUGGAGAAAGCCGGAAGCAGCGACAGCCCCAGCUCCUGAGAUAUGGCGGGCGUUAAAGCUCUCGUGGCUCUAUCCUUCAGCGGGGCAAUUGGGCUGACUUUCCUUAUGCUGGGAUGUGCCUUGGAGGACUAUGGCGUUUACUGGCCCCUGUUCGUCUUGAUUUUCUACGUCAUCUCCCCCAUCCCCUACUUCAUUGCCAAAAGGGUCACAUAUGACUCCGACGCGACCAGCAGUGCCUGUCGGGAACUGGCAUAUUUCUUCACCACUGGGAUUGUUGUUUCUGCCUUUGGACUUCCUGUUAUUCUUGCUCGCGUGGAUGUGAUCAAGUGGGGAGCCUGUGGUCUUGUGCUGGCUGGCAACGCUGUCAUUUUCCUCACAAUUCAAGGCUUCUUCCUUGUCUUUGGAAGAGGAGAUGAUUUCAGUUGGGAGCAGUGGUAGCACCUCCUCCUCAUGGAAAGCACUGAGUCUCAGAUUUUGUAUUAAAGCCUGCUACUAUGGCCUUGUAGACAGCCGCUCACUUACCCAGGGGGUCUAAACCUUUGACUUGGGAUCUGCUUGGGAGACACAGGCAGAUCUCCUACAGCUGAAACACAGGUGGUGCUCUCCCUGUACACUUAGACUCAUCUCAGAGGAUGGCUCACCCACACAGAGCAUCGGCGUCUGCUAGGGGCCUGUUGGGGAUGCGGGAUCAGAAGCUUGAUGAGAUUGCACACUUGGCACAUGCGUAUUGACGUGUGAGAAUUGUAGAGCAAUACACAUCGUAGCUCCCUUCUCUGUGGCAUAGCCACCUGCCCUCUCUCGGUGCUGCAUGCUCGUUUGCAGAAAAAAUAGCACCUGCCCCAUGUCGUGAAUGAGGUCAGACUUCAGGUGUUUCUAAUAUGUUCAAGUCUAUAAUAUUUCUGUUGAUCCUCAAAUUUAGGGGGCCUGUUCUUAGGAAGGAACAGAUAAGUCCUAACAUCAUCUAAAAGGCAAUGACUGAUUGCUCAAAAGAAGUUACAAAUUAACCAAAAAGUCUCUCUGGGGUCCAGGGAGGGAAACUGGGCUGGAAAUGGUCCCUAUUUUAAGUGGAGGGCAGGUCAGACAAUUCUUGAAAAUGUCCCUUCAAGAGCUUGUGCUUCCCUGUCCCUCUCUGGUGCCUCCCAUCCCCCACUCAGCAUGCCAUCUGCUCUUGGUGGCAGGUCUCCUGAAGGGUUGUUAGAGUCAGGAGUGAGCAGAGGGGAGGGAGUCACUGAAGUUAUACGUUGGUGCACUUUUCAUCCUUUGUAUUGAACUUGAUGUCCCCUCCACAGGAAACACAGGGAUCCACAUCAUGUUGGUUCUUAUAAACAGUUUUUCUAGCUCCUCUUUUUUUAUCUGGAGCCUAUUGGGAGAAGGAAGUGAGAACGACCACCACCCAAUCAGGAUGCUGUCAGCGGUGUUUAAGCAUUGAUGCUUCGAGCUGAUGAGUGUUCAGAGCACUCUCCCUUGAGGCUUGUGUCCGAAGAAUCAGCCCUCAGGGCCAGGACUGGCGUGAUGCUGGGACCAGCAGGUGAAAGGGCAGAAGACUUGCGCAAUGUUACAUUUUGGCCUUGUGCAUGGCAUUAUGUUUUUAAUAUUUUGUGUACAUAUAGAAUUGUUAGAGUUGUCAUUUCUAGUAUUUACAUUAGAAAAAUUAUUUAGAUACUUGAUCAUUUAACUGCAUUUUUAAUCAUGACACUUGCUAUAAUAAAUUUGACUUUUAACACUGAA
This is a messenger RNA of Apodemus sylvaticus (European woodmouse), 1793 nucleotides long. RefSeq names its product leptin receptor overlapping transcript (gene Leprot). Lineage: Eukaryota; Metazoa; Chordata; Mammalia; Rodentia; Muridae. The transcript has 5 exons. The record is from RefSeq and is a predicted model, not a curated record. The coding region runs from base 108 to 503 and encodes 131 amino acids. Gene Ontology annotation, cellular component: endosome. Gene Ontology annotation, biological process: negative regulation of growth hormone receptor signaling pathway; late endosome to vacuole transport via multivesicular body sorting pathway.